UCAUCGGUUACCACAUACUUACGCCUUUUACUUCCGGAUCCUUCCACAGUCUUCCUUUUAUCUCCCAUCGCUUCUUCAUCUCGACCCUUCCACCCUCUGUGAGGGUUUCUCUGCAAGAAACCCAAUUUCAAGUUGCAAUCUUCAACCACUCCACAAAGGAGUGAUUCUCCUUCAAAUCCCAUCUCAAGAAAGGUGUUCUAGCACUCCCAAAUCAUCAAACCCCAAACUAUACAAAAAAAAUGCCUUCAUCAGAGAUCGAAAUUUUAUCAGUCUUUCACGUCUUUAGCGCUCCUGCUUAUGGCGAUCUGCUGAAACUGCGAAAAUUCGUCGAAGAUGAUGUCGUUUCUCUCUCUCAACCUGAUGCAUAUGGCUAUUACCCCCUUCAAUGGGCGUCCGUCAAUAACUUCCCCGAUGUUGCUCAGUACAUUAUCGAGGUACUGAGGUACACUUCACUCUAUGGGAAAUACUCUUCAACAUUAAGGGAAAAUAUGUCCAACAAACACUCUUCAAACAUUGGUUUUACACUGCAAGCUGUUUGUUUCUGCAAUCAUGCUGUUGCAAACCAAUAUUUGGGUGAAGUCAUUGAUGCAAUUGGAGAUUGCAGUAUAGCUAUAGCUUUUGACACAAGUUACCCAAAAGUACAAAUUCAUUCGUUCUUGGAAUUUCGGUUACCGACACAGAACCAAAUGAGUUUUGCUAUUCGAGAACACCACCGUUAUAUCCCCAAAGGGAUUACACAGGGCUACAGUUCCUUGCUGUGGAUGAGAUUUCUCUGUAAGGAAUUGCAGAAUCUCUUCAGACAUGGCGAUCUGUGCAGCUGUCAAAGAGAAAGGAGAAACAAGGAACACAGCUGUCAAAAGAGAAACAACCAACAUCCACCUCUAAGAUGCACAAACAAUGGAUUAACGGGAUUUGGUGUAGGACCUGUUAUGGAAGAAAACAUGUUUACACCAUUUGAAGUCGAAUUGCAGCUCCAAGUUGGUUCUUAUUUCAAGGUGAUAUGUUGGGUGUUGGGUAAACAUGGAACUGCAUAUGGCAAAUGGUGGCGACUUGAACUCUCUUUGGUGGCUGUCAUCUCAGUUGAUCCAGAUGUACUGAAGGAUUGGGCUGCAUUUCAGGGCAUUAAGCAAAAAAUUAGAAGUAUGAUGCAGGUCAAAUGGAAGGCUUACAAUUUUGGGUCUCAAACCACAAGCUUACCAGCAAUGUCGACAACUGCAUCAGGUUAUAUGAAGCAUACAAGAUGCACGCUGUUAUUGCAAUUGAUUGUUGUUGCUGCAACUGAUGGUCAUCGAACCCAACUGCCAUCAACUAAUUUGGUUCAAGGGGAGACAGAAGGUGAGGGAAGACAGGAAAGAGUUUUUGAACACCAGCUGCUCGACAAAACUCCUCAACGAAAAAUCUGGUCAAGAGUGUGUUUGUACUUGGAAACUGAUGGUGAUCGAACCCAACUGCCAUCAACUAAUUUGGUUCAGGGGGAGAGACAGAAGGUGAGGGAGACAGGAAGAGUUUUUGAACACCAGCUACUCGACAAAACUCCUCAACGAAAAACCUGGACAAGAGUGUGUUUGUACUUGGAAAAGCAAACACUCGGACAUAUGGUAGGGGUUCAUUUUGAUAUCAGGUUGUUCAAGACCAAUGGCUGACAGAGUUUUAGAGAUUUAAUGAAGAUUUCAACACUUAAAACUUCAGUUUUAAACCCAGACAACAAAGCUUACUUCAAAUCAAGAUUUAGAGUGGUAUCAGCCACUUGGUCAGGUGUGUGGAAUCUGUCGUACGGAGACUAGAGGAAGGGAAACAAUAGUCAGUACUCUGUAGGAGAUUAUGCGGAUGGAUGCAAUCAACGUUGACUAUCAGUAUGACCGAAUUAUAUUGAAGGUGCAAAGAGUGGUAGAAGAUCAUUGUAAUUGUAAAGCAGCAAAGUAAAAUAAAAUUGACUCAAGCAACAUACUUUACUGUAGCUACCAAUUAGAACAA
Messenger RNA from Lactuca virosa, 1974 nucleotides. The record is from the annotation of a GenBank genome assembly. NCBI's taxonomy places the organism in Eukaryota, Viridiplantae, Streptophyta, Magnoliopsida, Asterales, Asteraceae.